AGGCUCUACUUGGUGCCGAAUGGCCGAGCCGCGCUGGCGACGCUGGCAGCACCGGAAGUGACCUUUCGGCAGAUGGGCCGGACAUGCGCUAGCGGGUCCAGUGACCCCUUCACCACUCAUCAACUGUCAAGCCGAACUCGGUUGGUGCGACUGGCCAGUGGGUGGAGGACAAAAGUGACGACGCCUUUGUGCCAGAAGACGAGUCGAGUACCGGAGAUCUGCUCUGAUGGACUGUACGUGCCGAUGCACCUCUGGAACACUUUCUAG
Protopolystoma xenopodis is the source of this 267-nucleotide messenger RNA. The record is from the annotation of a GenBank genome assembly. NCBI's taxonomy places the organism in Eukaryota, Metazoa, Platyhelminthes, Monogenea, Polystomatidea, Polystomatidae.